AUGCUUGUAUGUACCUCGCGGCACUAUAGCCCACGACCCACAAUUCCCAUUAGUACUAGCAUUGCACUUGGAAUUGCAUCCCACGACCUGCACGACACGGAACCUACAAACACGGACAAACACAAGCCAGAGAUGGCAGACCCUACCCGCAACGAGGACGACGGCCAGAAAAGCACGCAGCGACCGACUCCGUCGCCCAACAAAAUCGACCACGACGGCGAUCGCUCGACGCCCCCCUUUAAGCGCUCGUCGAUGCGGCCCAUUCCCCAAGGCUCUUACUCCCCUUCGCCUCUCAUACUCGGUGGCCGCAACAUGCUCCCCAACUACGCCAACGACGCCAAAAUAUCCGUACCCAUGUCUGCCAUUGAGGCUGACAAAUCCUCUGGCUUCUCUGACUUCAAUAACGGCCCUGCCUCAGCCGCCCCUGGUCGCGGCGCUAAAUUUGCCGGCCGCCAGGGAUGGAGCUUCAAGGGCUCCCCCUCGGUUGUCGACGACACAAUCGGUUCGGACUGGGAUGUCGCCGACGAGAUGAGCAAGCUCCAUGUGUCGGACUCCAAGGAGAACAACGCGUUGCCCAAUUUACCUCAAGAUCACCACUCGGUCCCCCAUAGCGGCGACUCAGCUUCGUCAAUUUCACCUACUGCUCAGACAAAUGAGCCUGGUGACAGUACUCUGUUCUCCUACGGCCAUUCACGUUCUCCAUCUUCUGCGACAACGUCGUCCGACGAUCCCGCUAGCGUUUUAACACCUUUACACCAAAGCAAAUCCAGCAUGGACCCCAAAGCUACACUCCAAGACGACGCUGCUGAUCGGUCGUAUUCGAUUUCCUCAAUAGAGAAGCCUCCAUUCGGUUCUCACCAAUUUACUAGCCAUCAAGACCGACCCUCGACCCAGCACCCCGUGCCGCAGUACCCGCAAAACGUGCACGCUCAUAUGGCCGUAGGCCCUGCGCCCAGUAUGCCACUCGAAUCGAGUGCCGAGCAUUAUGACUAUCGCAACCAUUCGUUGCCGUCACAUUCGUCGGUCAAUGAGGACCACCCGGUCGAUUACAGAUACCCACCAGAGAUGGGUGUACGUCCCAUGCCUCCCACCAUGGCCAUGCCUGUUACCAUGCCCCAGGCUGUCCCGGCCCCCGCCCAUUAUGCUCCGGGUAUCGACUAUCGUUUUGCUCCACCCCAGGGAACUUAUCCGGCACCGCCGCCCGGCGCUUAUCCGCCACCCAUGCCCCCAGCAGCUCCACAGUCCAUGUAUGGUGCGGAAAUGCAUCAGCAUCACGAACGCGGCACCUAUCCUCAUCUCGGUCACGUCUCUGGGCCCGUAUAUGGCACACCCUAUUCUCCUAGCAACUUUUACACUCAGGCCGAUGCUUAUACGCCGGCGCUGGCCCAGGCUCUUGCUCGUCAGUUGCAGUACGAUGCCCCCGGUUAUCUUCGCGAUGGUCACGGUGGACCAAGCGCCAACAAUCGUAAGCUAGGAUUGUACAAGACCGAACUAUGUAGGAGCUGGGAAGAGAAAGGAAGCUGUCGCUAUGGACCCAAGUGCCAGUUUGCCCAUGGAGAGGACGAGGUUCGCAAGGUAACUCGCCAUCCCAAGUACAAGACCGAGAUCUGUCGCACAUUCUGGGUGUCGGGGUCCUGUCCGUACGGCAAGCGCUGCUGCUUCAUUCACACUGAGUUGCCAAUCUCUGGUCAAGCUCUGCCCGGGGCAACACCAUCCCCGUCGAACGCUGAUGCUUCGAGAUCAACCAACCAACCGGCGCCCGUUGUUCCACCUGAUGGCCGCGCAAGGUCACUCAGCACCAACAGCGAUCCGAAUGACCAGCCUUCUUCCCUUCUGGCUCGAAUUUCGGCCAAGUCGAGGGAGUCCACUGGUGGGAAUAACGCGUCCACGCGCCCGGAGGUAACGUCACCGACAUCGGCUACCACUGUCCAAGCCGAGCAGACCUUUGUGCCCUAUGGGCGCCAUGCAUUGGGAUCGCUACGCGUGGAUACCGCUCUGGAAGGUACACCCGCCCAUGCCGUAUCGGCCUUCCCGUUCUCGGCCAACCCAGCGAUCUCUACGACGCGUCCUUCUCCAGGCCCAGCGACCGCAACUGGGGAUUACGCCAAUCGGCAUUUCGGUGAUAUUUCAUCGGGAUUGAUGUCGCAGCGCCUGGCGCCGAUGUCACCCAUGACUCCCGUUUCGGUGCAGAACACACAUCGUUACUCGCUUUCAGGGGAUGCCAGCAUCCCAUCAUUGGCCAAUCGUUCUCCUGAAGCACGGAUCUCGGGUGGUUCGACCCCGUUCAACGUUAAUGGCACACCUGGGGAUGGACCCCCCGGACGCAUCACACCUUCUGCACAGCCCUUCCAUGCUCGUUCUGGAAGUGGCCAAUGGGUGAACCAAGCCCGACACGCUCCGAGUCCAUCAUUCGGUUCCGUCUCGAACGGCUCUGCUAACCCCAAUGACCUGCACAACUGGUCCGAAGUCGCAGUUGGGCCAAACUCUCGUCAAUGGUCCUAA
Rhizoctonia solani is the source of this 2502-nucleotide messenger RNA. Its product is annotated as Zinc finger, CCHC-type. The record is from RefSeq and is a predicted model, not a curated record. NCBI's taxonomy places the organism in Eukaryota, Fungi, Basidiomycota, Agaricomycetes, Cantharellales, Ceratobasidiaceae. Gene Ontology annotation, molecular function: mRNA binding; metal ion binding. The coding region runs from base 1 to 2502 and encodes 833 amino acids. The transcript is spliced from 5 exons.